Messenger RNA from Hypanus sabinus (Atlantic stingray), 3726 nucleotides. RefSeq lists its product as uncharacterized. Lineage: Eukaryota; Metazoa; Chordata; Chondrichthyes; Myliobatiformes; Dasyatidae. The transcript has 4 exons. Bases 1383 to 3356 code for a protein of 657 amino acids. Gene Ontology annotation, biological process: virion assembly. Gene Ontology annotation, molecular function: RNA-DNA hybrid ribonuclease activity; nucleic acid binding. The record is from RefSeq and is a predicted model, not a curated record.
GGGAGGGACUCCACAGCACCACAGUGGCAGUCCAGGAGCAGCAUUGGAAUCUGCGAAUUGAAAUGAGUUUGGCGAAUUGCACGGUGGAUGUGCAGAGAUUCUAAUUCCCAUUAGCAAAUGGAGUUAAGUUUACUCUGUUUACAACGGAAGUUCAAAGGUAUUUGACAUUUGAUGACACGGCCUCUACAAACUAAAGCAAAGUGCCCAUGAGAAGAAAGAGCAAUUUACAUUCCUCUCCAUUUGAGCAGGAGCUGGUUGGGUCCGACUCUGCAGACUCGAGAAAUAAAGUUUACCGUUCUGCAAAUUGCUGAGACUCAGUGUGUUUCUGACAACGUGGGGGCUCGUCCGGGAUCCACACUCCGGCCGCGGUGGACACGAGGAAGGACAUCGGAGACGGUGCACCCCGCCGAGUUUGGCGGUCCCUGACUCGCUCGUCGCUCCGGCGCGGCUUGAGCGAGUUAUAUCCGGACAGCGCAGAGCGGUAAACGGGGGAGAAGGGGACAGUACCUGGUACUGGAAGUCCCCAGGACGCACCGGGUAAGUGCCUACUAUUAUAGUAGAAGGGUGCAGGAAUAAGUAAGGACGGAGAAGACCGGGAUAGCUACCCGGGGGUCCUCCUGAUAAAAGUCCUUGGGACGCACCGGGUAAAGUGCCUACUGUUGCAGUAGAAGGGUGCGGGAUUAAGUAAGAGCGGAAUAAGAUGGGAGGGGGUGGCUCUAAAAAGAAAGAGGAAACGGAAAGACCGGGACCAUACCUGGGGGUUCCUCCUGAUAGCCCCCUCGGUAGAAUGUUUGAGAAUUGGGGAUGUGGAAGACUAAAAGGGAAACAAAAAAAAAAUGAUACAGUACUGUUUAAUUUGGUCGAAACAGCCGAUAGAAAAACCUGCGGUCUGGUGGCCGCGGCUUGGGUCUGAGGAGGAUUGGGUACGACAAGCCUUAAACAUUUACGUUAAUUCAAAACCAAAUGUAAAACCGGAAGAAAUUGUUUAUGCUUUUUGUUGGGCUCCCUGGCCAGGAGUAACAACAAAGAGUUUUAAAUUGGGCAUUAAAGGGGAGCGGAAGUGGGACCCACUCGGUCAUUUACCCCCUCCCUAUGUCCAGCCUUCUGCGCCCCUUGCGGGAGCAGAGGAAGGACGUGAAGAAAGUGAAAAAACAGAAGAAAUAGACCCGGAGAGGGAAGAGAGGGAUGUUAGGGAAAAAGCAAAGGCAAGGAUCGAAACAAGGAGUGUGACAGGAGCAGAUAAGAAAAAGAAGGACGAAUCAAAAAGGGAAGAGGUAUCGAUGUAUCCCCUUCGAGAGGUUCCAAUGGGAGGAGCACGAGGAGGGACAGGAUUUGUAAACGUCCCUCUGACAAGUACCGAAGUAUGAGGAUUUAAGAAAGAUAUGAAAACUUUAUUAGAAGAUCCAAUGGGACUGGCAGAACAGUUGGAUCAAUUCUUAGGACCUAAUGUUUACACUUGGGAAGAAAUGCAUGCGAUUAUGGGAACGCUAUUUUCUGCACAAGAGAGGCAAAUGAUACAACAAGCUGCAAUAUCAAUUUGGGGAAGGGAACAGCCGAAUGAGUUACCGGGGGACUGGAAAUUUCCAGUAAACGACCCACAGUGGGACAAACAAGCAGAAGAGGGAAGACGCAAUAUGCGACAGUGGCGAGAGUACAUCAUUAAGGGAAUAAGGGAGGCUGUGCCAAAAGGUCACAACUUUGCCAAGGCGUUUGGAAACCACCAAGGGAAAGAUGAGAGCCCAACCGACUUCCUCGAUAGGGUGCGGAAAAAUGUGCAACAGUAUGCGGGGGUGGACCCUAAUUCGGCAGUAGGGGAACAAUUCAUACGAAUUGAAUUUGUAUCAAAAGCAUGGCAAGACAUCCGGAAGAAGCAACUCCGGUGGACCGUCUUGCCCCAAGGGUUCACGGAGUCCCCAAACCUAUUCGAACAGGUACUGGAGCAAGUAUUGGCUGGAUUCCAUUGUACCGAAAAGAACCAACUAUUACAGUAUGUCGAUGACCUACUACUAUCGGGACCAGCAGAGGAGGUAGUGCGAGACGAUACUAUAAGACUCCUGAAUUACCUAGGAGAAAAAGGAUUGCGGGUGUCCAAGAAGAAACUGCAAUUUGUCGAGAAGGAAAUAACAUAUCUCGGACACAGAGUCAGUAAAGGGCACCGCCAAAUAACCCCAGAAAGAAUAGCGGGAAUAACUAAAAUACCGCUUCCCAGGACAAAGAAGGAAAUAAGACAAUUUCUGGGCUUAGUGGGCUAUUGCCGGAUUUGGAUAGAGAAUUAUACCUCCCUGGUGAAGUUUAUGUACGACAAAUUGGCAAAGGAAGACCGGGGAAUAAUCAGCUGGACCGAAGAAGAAGAACAGAAGUUCAGGAAAAUAAAAGGGCAACUAAUUCGGGCCCCGGUAUUAACACUGCCAGCACUGGAAAAGCCCUUUCAGCUGUAUGCAACAAACAAUGAAGGAACUGCGUUAGGAGUACUAACCCAAGAAAAAGGAGGAAAGCGGCAACCUGUGGCCUUUUUAUCAAAAAUUUUAGACCCGGUAUCCCAGGGAUGGCCGACGUGCAUACAAGCCGUAGCGGCAGCAGCCGUACUAGUAGAAGAAGCACGGAAAUUAACCUUUGGGGGAAGAAUGACGGUGUAUACCCCGCACUCCGUUAGCACCCUCUUAGCCCAAAAAGCUCAGCGGUGGUUGACGGACUCUCGCAUACUGAAAUACGAAACCAUUCUGAUGGUCGGGGAUGAUUUAAGCUUUGAAAGGAACAAUGGUUGUAACCCGGCACAGUUCUUAUACGGGGAAUCAACAGGGGAGGAAACCGAGCAUAACUGCGUGGAGCUAACAGACCUUCAGACAAAAAGUAGGGAAGAUCUACAAGAAGUUCCCCUAAUUGAAGGCGAGGAACUAUAUAUCGACGGCUCCUCCAGAUGCAUCAAUGGGGUACGACACAGUGGAUAUGCUAUUAUAAACGGGAGGACUAAGGAGACGGUGGAGUCUGGCCGGCUCCCGGGUAAUUGGUCAGCCCAGUCUUGUGAACUAUAUGCCUUGCAGAGGGGACUGCAACUGUUAAGAAACAAAAUAGGCACUAUAUACACCAAUUCUAAGUAUGCCUAUGGAGUGGUACACACCUUCGGAAAGAUUUGGAAAGAACAGGGGUUGAUAACAGCCAGGGGAAGGGAAUUAGCUCACGAACAAAUGAUAAGCAUGACUCUGGAAGCCCUAACAUUACCUCAAGAAAUUGCAGUGGUUCACGUUCCAGGACAUCAACGAGGAACAGCCCCGGAAGCAAUAGGAAGAAGCCAAACGGGCAGCAAUGGAAAAAACGGUCCGACUUCUAACCCUGAUACCAAUAAGGGAAGGGCUUAACAAACUACCAGUCUUCACCCAAGUAGAAAUAGACGCUAUGAGCCAGCUGGGAGCCCGACAAACAUCAGAAGGCGAGUGGAAGACCCCCGACGGACGGCAAGUACUGAAUAAGGAAGUAACUCGUCAUAUACUGCAACAACUACAUCAACAAAGCCAUUGGGGAAUGCAAGCUAUGUGCGACACUAUCCUAAGGGACUAUGUUUGUAAAGGGAUAUUCACACUAGCUCAACAGGAGGUGUGGGGCUGUUACACCUGCCAAAAGGUAAACAAGAAAAUGAUGCGUGCCACCCAUAAGGGGGGACAAACACUAGCCGUCCGACCGUUCCAUCGGAUCCAAAUAGACUUUACGGAACUACCACAAGUUCAGAGA